This is a messenger RNA of Leptidea sinapis, 1774 nucleotides long. RefSeq lists its product as uncharacterized. The transcript has a single exon. The coding region runs from base 99 to 1229 and encodes 376 amino acids. NCBI's taxonomy places the organism in Eukaryota, Metazoa, Arthropoda, Insecta, Lepidoptera, Pieridae. The record is from RefSeq and is a predicted model, not a curated record.
GUCAAGUCAUAGCAUUGUGAUUUUCUUCUCAGUCGACACUAUAAUUUAAAUGUUAUUUACUUUUUUACUAUAGUGAAAUAGUAUACGGCCAACAGAUAAUGUGUGAUACAAUUUCUCCAAGCUGUAGUGUGCGUAAGAAUAAAAAUUCUCCAGCAAUAAAUGCUGUUGGUAGAGAUAAAGACAAACGUAGACCAAUAUUGAAAAAGAUGAUAUUAUCACAGAAAUUAGUACCAGCUGAUGGUGGAAAAAGUAUUUCAGCAGGCAUUAUUACUCGGAACCAACAACAAACAUCAUGUAUUCCCAGGGAAGCCACGAAAUCAGCGUCCAGGAUUGGUAACCAUUUAGGUCAAUCUGCACUAGAUAUUUGUAAAAGAUGUGGAGACAUGCAAAGCAGAAAUAAAAUAACAACUAGCUCCAAAACACACAUAUGCAAUUCUAAUAAUUUAAUGGAUGAUAUUAAAUCUCCAAAACACUUAGCAAUAAGUAAUCAAAGAAGUUUAGUACAAGAGUAUUACAAAAAUGAACUGUAUCAACGAUCGUCAGGAUCAAUUAAUACCUGUGAUAUUAAUAAGAAAGUGUCUCUGGAUACCAUAACAGAACAACCAGAGAGGAGUUGCCAUAAUUCCAGUGAUACUCUAUUUAAAAUUUAUCCUGACUCAUCAGAUGACGAGUUCCUGAACCCAAAUGACCCUGAAGUUAUUCAAAAUUUAAAGGAAUUUCGCAAUAAGAACUUUUUUGAAUGCCAUUCAGUCAAAUCAAGAACUUGCUCUGAGAGUGCCAGCGUUUCUGGUAGUAAAAAACACAAAUGUAUCUACAGAUUCUAUUUAAAUGAACGUCUCUUCCCAGUGCCAUUAAACACAGAUCAUCAUGAAACAAUAAGAUGCAUGGAAUGUCAGUUGCCAUUACAGUAUGAUGAUGACAUGUCAACUAAUGGCAUGGUGCAAGCUAAAGUUAAAUUAAAUAAUAAAGUGCAAGAUAUGAUGCUGUUGUUGCCAGUAAAGAAAAAUCUAAUAAUUAAAGAGAAAAGAAAAGAGGCCAAAUUAAAAAAGGACUUAAACUCAAUGUAUUUUGGGAUAAUAAAAUUAAAUAUUAAUGGUGACUCGGUGUUUCAUAGAUCACUGCCUGAUAAUUCUUUGGCUUUAAAGUAUCAAAAAGGAUAUCAAGAGUUUAUUCAAAAAGAUGUAUAUGAGUAUGACUCUAUAAAAGAUGGUGAUGUCAUUAUCAUUUAAGAUAUAUUGGAAUUUAUUUAAUAGAUAAUCUCCUACUAUCACAUGUAAAAUAAUAUUUAAAUCUAGAAUGAUUUAGCGUUACUUAAAUGAUUUAUUUUUAUUUUAUACCUAAUUUGACAGCAUUUCUUAUGUUUAUACUUAUUAAACUCAGUAAUUCUCUAUUGGAUGAUAACUUGGCUAAUGGCAUCAGUCCCAAAUUUAAAUAUGUAUUUAUGAUUGAAAAAAAAUCUAAAUAAAUAAUAUAUUUAUAAAUUAAAAUAUUUAAUAAAGUUUUACUCUUGAAAAUGUUAUGAUUACAGAACUUUUAUAUGACUUUGGUUCUUUUCCUUAACUAGUAUUAAAACAAUAAUAAAGUUAUGAGAUAAAUAACCCCAAAUUUUUUGAAAUACACCAUUUUGUUGAAGUUAGAGUAGUGUUGCACCUCAGUCACUGUCAAUCAAUUGUACCCUGGUCAGUGGCCAAGGUUCAUUUAGAUGUUGUACUUUGGCCUGGAAAAUAUUUUCUUAAAUUAUUUCACAUUAAUGUUAUAUUAUAUUCCUAUUAAA